Molecule: messenger RNA, 1233 nt
Organism: Populus trichocarpa (black cottonwood)
Lineage: Eukaryota; Viridiplantae; Streptophyta; Magnoliopsida; Malpighiales; Salicaceae
Product: protein SHORT ROOT IN SALT MEDIUM 1-like
Exons: 3
Coding region: 284-595 (103 amino acids)
Biological process (GO): regulation of DNA-templated transcription
Cellular component (GO): nucleus
Molecular function (GO): calcium ion binding
Source: RefSeq, a predicted model, not a curated record
UUCAGACAAGCUCUCUCAUGCAAAAUAGUCGCAUAUCAAGUUGGGGAAGUCUAAGAUGGAUUGCAUGUUAAAAGUUUCCAGUUCAAGUUUGAUAAUUUAUUAUAAUAUUGGUUUUCCUGUAAAAACAUUGAGAUUCCGUACGACAUAAGUUGUUUUAUUGGGUGAAAUGCUAAACAGAAAAAAGAUGAGGGGAAGACCAGUGGGGAUGCUGAGCAUGAACCUCGGGCUGGUGAUGAAAGAGACAAGACAGAGGAAGCAAUUGAGGACAAAACGGACUUGAAAGAUGCAGGUACAAAACCCAAGUCUGUUGCAGAUUUGUCUGAAAAAAAAGAUGACAAGGUGGAGACAGAAGAAAGAGCUGUCUGGGAAGGAGGCUGUGAUUGAUAAGGAAUUAUUGGAGGCUUUCAGGUGUUUUGACUGGAAUCAAACUGGCUACAUCAGGGUUGAAGACAUGAGGUUGAUUAUACACAGCUUGGGGACAUUUCUUUCCCACACGGAAGUCAAGGUGAGAACUGUGCUUCUGUAUCCUCUCAGCUUCUCCCAUAAGGGUUGCACUCGUACAAAUGUGCUGUUUCUAGUUUCGAAUGGUUUUUAGCAUCAGGAACUUGUGCAAAGUGCUUUGUUCCAGCAACACUGGGAGGGAUGACUGCAUUCUCUAUAAUAAGCUGGUCAGAAGGAAUCAUUUGAUAUUGUAGGUUUUCAGGCUGCUCUGGUCUGUACUGCAGUUACCCUGCUGUUACAAUGCACCUUUGCUCCCUUGAGAGUGCAUGUAACUGUAUUAGUUUUGAGGUCACCAUAUCUUACUGUCAACAGAAAUUAUUUAUAACUUUACUUUUGUAAUGGGGGAAAAAUAGAUUACAUUAUUUCUUGUUAAUGAAAAAGAAAAUGGCAGGUAUUGAUGAUAAUGAAGUAUUUUCAUAUGCCUAAUUUGGAGUUAUGCUCAAAUCCCCUGUUCCAAGAGUGGCGAAUUAAUCCACCCCUCGUCCAAGGAGUUUUUCGGGAAAAAAAAUUUCUCUGCUAGGCCGUCACAAAUUGCUUCUAGGGGUCGAUAUGGCCAUUAUUAGAAGUGUCGCCGGAUGGUUUUGGUGCUCAGGUGCAUGCAGUCAGAUUGCGGAACAAAACUGAGUUCUGCAGUCUGCCCAUGAUUCUCCCAGCGAACUCUAAAUUUAAUUUGGAUGUUGCCAUGCAGAUGGGCACGCACUUAACUAAAAUGCUCAAAACUACUUUUUUGGA